This is a messenger RNA of Adineta steineri, 1332 nucleotides long. NCBI's taxonomy places the organism in Eukaryota, Metazoa, Rotifera, Eurotatoria, Adinetida, Adinetidae. The record is from the annotation of a GenBank genome assembly.
AUGGUAACGGUUGAAUUACGUUUAGUAUUUUUAAAACUUGGAGAAAUUGAUACAUUAAAAGAACAAUUUCAAGCUGAAGCAUUUAUUCAAGCACGUUGGUCUGAACCGACCUUGAAAGGAACGGAUAUUGAUUCGUUCGAACCAAGUAAAUUUUGGAAUCCAUUAUUAUAUGUUGAUAAUUCUGUGGGUGAUUUAAAAAAUGAUACUUGGCAUAAAGUUGUCUAUGAUGGGAUUGAUACACCGAUGAUUUAUGAAAUGAGAAAAAUUAAAGGAGUUUUUCUUGAAAAUCUUGAAUUGAAUGAUUUUCCAGUUGAUGUUCAAGAUUUAUCAAUAACGAUAUCAACAACACGAACAGUUAAUGAAGUAUUUCUUACUGCAGAUACAGAUCAAUUAAGUGCAAUUAAUACACAUGCAUUUAUUGAUCAACAAGAAUGGCGUUUACAUGAACAUGUUGAAACAUCAACAAAACUAUUAUCAAGUCCAUUUACACCAUCACAAAAUCAACAUCCAGCAUUUUCAGCGACUUGUCGAGCAGCUCGACGACCAGGAUAUUUUUAUUGGAAUGUUUAUUUUCUAAUCUUUUUCAUAACAGUAAUGGCAUUUACUACAUUCAGUGUUACUUAUAAUCUUCCACAAAAUCGUCUUCAAUUAAGUUUUACACUUCUUCUAACAGCAGUAACAUUUAAAUGGGUUGUUGUUCGAUGUUUACCAACAAUAUCUUAUCUAACAACAUUAGAUAAAUAUGUGCUUUUAUCAAUGGUUAUGUUAUGUGUUGUAUGUGGAUGGCAUGCAAUAAUUGCUAUUUGUCCAACUAAUGUCGCACCACGUUGGGAUAAUAUAGCAUUUAUAACUUUAGCUGUAAUAUAUACAUUAUUUCAUCUAAUCUUUUUCUUUUGGAUGUAUUUUGUUACUUAUCGCCGACGACGUAUAAUGAAACGAAAAGAUCGAGAAUAUAUGAAAGAUCGUUUGGAGCAUUUAUCAACAUUUGGUAAUCAAUUAGGUGAUGAAUCAAAUAAAUAUGUUAGUUCAGCAGCAACAACAGUUGUAAGAAAAACAACAACAACAUCGAAAAGUGAACAUCGUUCAUCAAAUUCAUCUGAAGAUGCGCAUAGAAGACAUUCUGUUGAACCAAAUCAUCAAGUAUUAGUAAAUAAGUAUGCGUUCGAUCAAUCUCUUUCGCGAACAUCAAUGCGACCACCAACAUCGAUUGUUAAUCCUUUAAGUAAUAGACAAUAUAAUAAUAAUUAUACUGGACAACAAGUAUUAUUAACUUCCGGUGAUAUUGAAGCAAUGACUAUGAAACAAUUUCAAAUGGGUUCUCUUGGAUGUUAA